AUGAGAGCAAAAACUGCAGUCAAUGACUUAUAUACACAUCCAGAAAGCCUGGAGCUUAGGGCCGGCACAUCACUAGAACCUGAUGGUAUCGAACACUGGUUGAAGGAUCUGAAAGGUGUUCCGUUCAUUUUCAAGGAUAAUCAUCACUGUCUCGCUUUCGUCGGGAAUCGAAUGACCCUGGAACGGUCAGUGCUGGUAGUCCAUGGCGCUCUGGAGGGUGAUUGCGAGGUCGAGAAACAGUUGGUAGAUGUCAAGAGUGGUGUCCGGCACCAACGUGUUGUCUACAGUGGUAUCAAAGAUAUGGAAGGCAUGGGAAAGGGUCACCUUGGGCUAUUUGUAUUGUCGUAG
This is a messenger RNA of Guyanagaster necrorhizus, 348 nucleotides long. RefSeq lists its product as uncharacterized. Lineage: Eukaryota; Fungi; Basidiomycota; Agaricomycetes; Agaricales; Physalacriaceae. The record is from RefSeq and is a predicted model, not a curated record. The transcript is spliced from 2 exons. The coding region runs from base 1 to 348 and encodes 115 amino acids.